UGCUUCCUCAAGAUUUAAACUCAGCCUCUGCACAACCAUCUCUGCUUCAGUAGCACAGAUCUGUUUCCAAGGUCUAGCUCCCUCAUAUAUAUACAAGUCCUUUUUCUUUCCACUGUCUACCAUCUUUCCACCUGAGCCCUGAUUUGGAGUGAAAUUGGAUUUUUCUCUUUUUUGCUGAAGCUGCGCCCACGUUUGCAGAACGAUGGGUUCUUCCCACUCAAUGUCACAGGAGACCCAGGAGCUUGCGGAUAAAACCGGCUUUACUACAGAUCAAAUUGAGAACCUGCAUCGAAGAUUUAAGCAGUUGAGUGGGGACCAACCAACUAUCCGCAAGGAGAACUUUGAUCGCAUCCCUGACUUGGAAUUCAAUCCAAUUAGGUCCAAGAUUGUCCACGCCUUUUUUGACAAGAGGAACCUUCAAGAAUCAUCAGAGGGGCAGGUUGACGAGAUCAACUUUGAAGACUUUUUGACCAUCAUGUCUAACUUUAGGCCCAUAGAAAUGAACAUGAGUGAAGAGCAGCUGGAUUACUUCAGGAAACAGAAAUUGAAAUUCCUCUUUCACAUGUAUGAUGCAGACAGUGAUGGAAAGAUCACCCUGCAAGAAUACCGAAAUGUGGUGCAAGAGAUGCUGUCAGGGAACCCUCAUCUGGAUAAGGAGUCGGUGAGAUCCAUAGCAGAUGGUGCCAUGAUGGAGGCUGCUAGCAUUUGUGUAGGACAAAUGGAGCCAGAUGAAGUAUACGAGGGAAUAACAUUUGAAGACUUUCUUAAGAUAUGGGAAGGAAUAGACAUAGAGACUAAGAUGCAUGUCCGCUUCCUAACUAUGGAACCAAUUGCCAUUUGUAACUGAUGGAGAAGAAGCUGAACUGGAGAUAUUGGUACCUUUGGAGCAGCAUGGGACAAAAUAUCACACAGUCAAUAUAGGUGCAAAGCUGAUGACACCUCCCAAGGCUACUAAGCAAGAGGACAAUUUGUUUCACCAGGACAGAUGUUUUUUCAGAGUAGACUUUACAGAGUUGCUCAUGAUUUGCUUUAUGAAGUCUGAAAUAGCAAUAAAACCAGAUACUAUUUUUAAUUUUCA
Pogona vitticeps (central bearded dragon) is the source of this 1078-nucleotide messenger RNA. RefSeq names its product tescalcin (gene TESC). Lineage: Eukaryota; Metazoa; Chordata; Lepidosauria; Squamata; Agamidae. Gene Ontology annotation, molecular function: calcium ion binding. The record is from RefSeq and is a predicted model, not a curated record.